Echinococcus granulosus is the source of this 1011-nucleotide messenger RNA. RefSeq lists its product as hypothetical. The coding region runs from base 1 to 1011 and encodes 336 amino acids. The transcript has 7 exons. The record is from RefSeq and is a predicted model, not a curated record. NCBI's taxonomy places the organism in Eukaryota, Metazoa, Platyhelminthes, Cestoda, Cyclophyllidea, Taeniidae.
AUGUGUGUGCGCGCAUUUAUGAAUGGAAUCGAGGUGAUCCUGAAUGAGAGGUUUUACAAACCUGGCGAUGUUAUAUAUGGUGCUAUCUUCUAUCGUCAAUUGAGACCAUUAAAUGUGAAUACUAUUACCGCCCAAAUAAGAUCACCCUUUGCUUUACAAGUUGACACAACUCUUGUUAUGGACAAGGGGAUAAAAAAGUUGGAUAUGCUUACAACUAAUGCCUCAAAAAAGGCCCUUCCUGGAGUAUCGGUGAAGUUUUCCACCAAAGACCCUUGCUAUUCUUUAGGUGACUGCGUGACAGUCACCUCCUCUCUCUCCAUUUCAGAGCAUAUGCAUAUUGACUCAAUUAGUUACCGACUGCUAAGGCACGUGAAGUUAAAUUCGAGUUUAGCUAGUACUCCUGACGAUAGUCAGGUUUCUGAUGUACUUUUUGGUGCCAUUCGACCCGCGGUAACGCAUGAUGCUGUGACGGAUCUGGUUGAAUUGCCUUUACCCUGUGCUUCUCUUAAUGACUGCGUCUGGACGACGGAUGGCUCUCUCUUUUCUUGUCGUUAUGAAGUGGAGGUAACCAUAGCUAUCUCCCUGGACUCCAGUAUCACCACAACCGUGGGCAACGUUGAAUAUCCUCCGAUCACCCUUACCCUACCCGUGAAAGUGGUGCCGCCGCAGAUGAGUAAGGAGCCCUGCCUUCCUCCUUGGACGUCCCUGUGUCUGGUCGCCUUGGCUGAAGAUGAGCCGGGCGUAUCGCCUCAGUUGUCCAAAGCGGUAAUUCAGGAGUGGGGUAACCUCCCUGGCGCAUCUUUUGAGCCUUGCCAAACUGUCAGGAUUCAUGGUGGGCAACGCGGCACCGCUGGGCUCACGCCCUCCGCUGCUCAAAAAGACGUAACGCGUACUAGAUUCGAAGAAAUUAUUAUAAGUAUGCAGGCUUCAGAGACUAUGAUCUUCUAUACCGCCAGCAUCUUUUGGUGGCUGACUUACUACGGAAUCCUAAUGGCGCUGAAGCUGUUAUAA